This is a messenger RNA of Scomber scombrus (Atlantic mackerel), 3615 nucleotides long. Its product is annotated as putative helicase mov-10-B.1. The transcript has 23 exons. Gene Ontology annotation, molecular function: 5'-3' RNA helicase activity; ATP hydrolysis activity; RNA binding. Bases 1 to 2982 code for a protein of 993 amino acids. The record is from RefSeq and is a predicted model, not a curated record. NCBI's taxonomy places the organism in Eukaryota, Metazoa, Chordata, Actinopteri, Scombriformes, Scombridae.
AUGACGCAUGUCGAGCCCCUCAGAGAGGGUAGCGGAGGUCGUACCAACCGUCCAAGUAGUGCAAAGCCCUGGCCACUGGAGAUGCAGCUGUUCCCUGGACCCAACUACUGGCAGGUUGCAACGCCCUUCUGGCAAACAGAGAGCAGUCCACAAGCCCUGGGAUACAUGCUUCUGAACUUACCCACUGGGAUGUUUCACAAGUGGCCAGCUGGGAAGUUGUCGGGAGCCAAGAGGAAGGAUGUCCUGGGGCCGACGGUCCCUAAGGACCCAUCUUUCAACAACUUCUCAGAAGUCAAAGCUCUGUAUGUGGACCAGUGGCACUCACACAGGGACCGUCAGCCAGUGCGGACCCAGAAUGGAGCAGCCACUCCCGGGCCAGUAGAGACCUAUACCUCAGCAAAAGAAGCAGUGACAGGGGUUCGAGCCAGGAGGAAACUGGCCAGUUCAUUGAUGAACAAGCUCAAGACGGACAGGGCUCAGUUCAUUUCUGACAAACAUGGUGUCAGCAUCAGGUCCGACCAUCAGUUUGAGGACGGGAAACUUUGCUUGUGUGUGGAAACCACAUCUGAGUAUGUGGUAAAUCUGACUGUGGAUAACACGGGAACAAAACCUGUGCAUUUCACCUACUACACCCCGCUGAACCGGCUCAGCUACGUCUCUCUAAAUGAUGAACGCAGAGUGACCAAGACAAACCCUCUCACAUUAAACCCAGGUGAUGGCUAUGAGAUCCAGGUUCGAUUCCGCUGCACUUUGGUUGGUUUCUAUCCAGCCACACUGGCCUUUGAGUUUCAACCAGACCUGCAGUCCUCCACUGCAUUCCACAUUGUACGCUUUAUUGAGGCUCAAUGUAUGACCCACUUAGGACGGGAGCUUGCACCUAUAGUCCCUUACAAACCUCGCUCCCUUCCUACCGUUAUCCCUGAAACUUACUGCACGAUUGUAGAAGGGCAGCGACCUGAAGGGCUCUCUGUGAUUAAGCUAAAAAAUGAAGUUGAGCUAAAAAAUUACAAAAUACCACCAUAUGUGAACCAGCUCAUCCGGUCACUGAAGAGGGGUACUCACUUAAACGAUAGAAGAAGCACCUUGCUUGAAUGUCCCUUGAGCUGGAAGAAGUACUCAGGGAGGUUCCAGCUGCUGCUUUAUCUGGAGGAGUUUCAGAUGGAGGUGGACAUCAGGAAAUACAACAUCCCCAACAAUGAUGGAGAAUAUGCCUCCUUGGUCAGAGAUCCAAACAACAAGAAACUUCUCAUUCUAAAGGUACCCGGUGUGUCUGAGAAUCGUCCGUCUGUGAUACGAGGCGAUAAGCUGCUUGUAUAUCCUGAAGGAGAGAAAGGGGUGAAGUACAGCGGCUAUGUCCACAGUGUACAGCUGGACAGUGUCAAACUGGGCUUUGGAUCAGAAUUGUUGGAUCGCUUUGAAGAACGAAUGAAGUUCAAUGUCGAGUUCACUGUCAGCCGCCUGACUCUGCGUCUUCAGCACAGAGCAGCAGAGCUGGCAGCUACAUACAGACUGAAAGAGGUGUUGUUUCCUGCUGCACCCACAUCCUUCUGUCAGCAACCUGAGCUUCCCAGACUCAGUCUGUUUGACUCUCAGCUGGAGAGAAACCCGGAGCAGUAUCAAGCUGUGCAACACAUUGUAGUUGGCUCAUCCAGACCUGCUCCUUACCUGGUGUUUGGCCCUCCUGGAACAGGCAAAACAGUGACUCUGGUGGAGGCCAUCAAACAGAUAGAGAAGAGUCAGACCUCCUGCCACAUCCUGGCCUGCGCUCACACCAACAGUGCUACAGAUCUGCUCUGGGAGAAGAUUCUGGACAAUGUGGACGGGCAUAAAGUAUACCGCAUGUAUGCCAGCAGCCAUGAUGUAAAAUGUGUCCCUGAACAAUUAAAGGCAUGCUCUAACCUGGUAGGGGAGUGUUACGAAUAUCCUGCUAAAGAGAAGCUGAUGGAGUACAGGAUUCUGGUUACCACCCUGUUAACUGCUGGAAGGCUGGUCACAGGGAACAUUCCUGUCGGACAUUUCACUCACGUGUUUGUGGAUGAGGCAGGACACGCUCUGGAGACCGAAUGUGUAAUUCCACUGGCAGGGCUGCUCUCUGCAGAGUCUGGUCAGGUUGUUCUGGCUGGGGACCCCAAGCAGCUGGGACCCAUUCUCAGAUCCCCUUUUGCACUGAAAUAUGGCAUGGGAGUGUCCCUCUUGGAACGGAUGAUGAAUGAUUUUCCUCUAUACCAGAAGGAUGAGGAUGUGUUCAACAAGCGCUUUGUCACCAAACUGCUGCGCAACUACAGGUCCCAUCCUGCCAUUCUGAAGAUUCCCAACGAGCUCUUCUAUGACGGAGAGCUCCAGGUCUGUGCGGACAAAAAUGUACGCAACUCCUACUGCAAUUGGGAAUACCUCCCACGGAGGGAUUUCCCAUUAAUUUUUCAUGGGGUGACGGGCAUCGAUGAGCGUGAGGCCAGCAGUCCUUCGUUCUUCAACAUAGCAGAGGUGGAGGUGCUGAUGGACUAUGUGAAGAAACUGCUGGCGACACAAGCAAAGAAGGGCCUGGCUGUGAUCACGCUUCAAGACAUAGGCAUCAUCGCCCCCUACAGGAAACAGGUGCAGAAAAUCCGUCAGGCCCUGCAAAAAGUUGGGAAAGACCUUAAACGUGUGGACAUGGAUACUCUCAAGGUUGGUUCGGUGGAGGAGUUCCAAGGUCAGGAGAGGAGAGUGAUCUUGGUGUCUACAGUUCGGAGCAGCCGUGAAUACGUAGAGACAGACAAACAGUUCAACCUCGGCUUUGUCAAGAAUGAGAAGAGGUUCAAUGUGGCUGUGACUCGAGCUAAAGCCCUUCUAAUUGUGGUGGGAAACCCCAGAGUGCUGAACGCAGAUCCUGUCUGGGCCUGGUUCAUCCAGUACUGUAGAGAUGAGGGAGGCUACACAGGAUUUGUACAGGCAGAGGAAGACGAGGACAUGGUGAUGAGACUCGCUGCCCUGUGCAUCUAGAUUACAGCUGAAGUGGAGACUGCCCGAGAGCGUAGUCCAGCAGCUCCUGGACCCAGAGUGGAGGAAUGACCUGUGAGGAAGAGGAGACCUUGAUUAUGCUAUGUUGGUAGUCAAAUAUCAAUUUUAGUCAAGUCUCUCCGAAAAGGGCUUAGUGACAUCUUUCUGUCUGGAAUGCAGCCUGUGUUCAGUAAACAACAUUACCCAGUUACGCAUAAAAAUAUCUUAACAUCAGUUUUUUAUCUGUUUAAUGUCACUUACGAAUACUUUACCAGAGACUAUGAAGGACAUAUUCAGUUCAGACUUUGUCUUGGACUACUUCAAUGGGCUGCACUUUUCGAUCAGUUUCAUUCUACACAGCUGCAAAUGCCUUUGUUACUGUUAUCAGUUGAAAAUUACUCGGAGACAUCGACAUGAACCUUCAGUUUUUAUUAAAAUUAUUAUUUGAAAUGGAUUUUACGAACUAGUGUCAGGGUUUUCAAAUUGACACAUUUUGAGUUGUCAUGACUGGUGCAACUGAUACAAUUUGAAUCAUGUAGUUUUAUGAUAAUUUACAUCCAAAAAGCAGGGUCCUUCUGUGUUUAGUGUCCAAUUUAUGAAUCACACCUUUUAAUUACAUUUACCAAAUUAAAAACG